AGCGGCGCCAGCGUAAGCGGGAAGGCGGCGUACGUCGAGUUUUUGUCUGCUAGCUUGGGAGACUUGAGGAGUGACCCUCCUUAAGCUUCCAGCUCCAGAGACCAACGGCCUCUGCUCCAGGCGGUACCUCUUCCCCUGAGGACCAUGGGCCGGAUCUCGGGGCUCGUGCCCUCUCGCUUUCUGACGCUCCUGGCGCAUCUGGUGGUCGUCAUCACCUUAUUCUGGUCCAGGGACAGCAACAUCCAGGCCUGCUUGCCUCUCAAAUUCACCCCUGAAGAGUAUGAGAAGCAGGACAUUCAGCUGGUGGCAGCGCUCUCUGUCACCCUGGCCCUCUUUGCAGUGGAGCUGGCUGGUUUCUUCUUAGGAGUUUCCAUGUUCAACAGCACCCAGAGCCUCAUCUCCAUCGGGGCUCACUGUGGUGCAUCUGUGGCCCUAUCCUUCUUCAUAUUUGAGCGUUGGGAGUGCACCACAUAUUGGUACAUUUUUGUCUUUUGCAGUGCCCUCCCAGCUGUCACCGAAAUAACGUUAUUCAUCAGCGUCUUCGGGCUGAAAAAGAAACCUUUCUGAUACCUUCGUGACUGGAAGUAGGGAUGAAGGCUGAAGGAGCGAAGGACCACUCACCCUUCCUGGAAGAGGAAGGCUUCAGCCCUCCUUCUAACACUGCAUUUGGUGAAGGAUGUCAGUGUCAGGGUAAUUAUCUCUCGAGUCUGGGAUUAUCUGCGUUUUGUUUACAGUCCUUUGUAAUAAAAUAUAUUUUAGGAUAAGAUCAAAACUUAACAGGAAUUCCUAGAGGCAUUCCCUGGCUGUCCAGUGGUUAGGACCCCACGCCUCCACUGCAGCAGUCACGGGUUCAGUCCCUGCUGGAGCAACCAAGAUCCUGAAUGCUAGGCAGCGUGGCCAAAAGAAAAAAAAAAAAAAAUCAAGACAAAAAUUUCAGGAGAAAAUUGGGGUGGCCAAACUACUGUAGAAACGGAAGGCUGUUUUCCACCCUUGCGCUGUAAGAUACUAAAUGUCGCUUCUAUUUUAGUUAAUACGGUAGAUUUCUGGCGGAAGGGAGUGGGCGGGGUUAUGUAAAUAAAGUGAUGCCUAAGGGUAGUACCUCGAGCUCUUAAGUGAGUGAAGCAUUCUGGGAGGGAUUAGCGUUUGCUCUUUUGACAGCCAAAUGGGAAAAUAUAUUUUAAAACAUCUGCAAAUAAAUUGAGCAACAGAAGUGGAAGAACCUGGAUAGCUUCAGGUUGCUCGAGCUAACAUGUCUUUUACUCACCCUCCCUGAUAGCGGAGUCUUUUCCCUGGAGUACGGAAUAUGGCAGGCUUAUCGGUAUCGUCAGGUGGGAUAAUCCUUACCUGUUCCUCCUUUUGGAGGGCAGUAAUAGAACAUGAUGAUUUGGAGCUCGCAUGAUUCGUGAUUAACGGCUCUGCGUAAUCAGGACUUGCAACACCCUGAUUGCUCCUAUCUGAUUCUUCCUGACGAUCCGUGGUAUUAAUGUAUUUUACGGUUAGAUUUGAGCCUUUUGUUAUUGUUCAGUUGUAUUUAAAGUAGUGUGGUGUUGGUACUUUUCACUUUCAUGUAUUGGAGAAGGUUAUGAUAACCCAUUCUAGUGUUCUUACCUAGAGUAAUCCCAGUGACGGAGGAGCUCGGUGGGCUGCCGUCUAUGGGGUCACCCAGGGUCAGACACGACUGAAGCAACUUAGCAGUGUAGGUUCUUAUGGUGUCUGUAACGUUUGGGUGUGUUUUUUUUUUUUUUUUCCUAAGGGUAUUUGGUUUGGGUAUGUUUGUGUAGUGUACGGUGUCUUGGACUGGAUAGCUGUUUCGUUUUUUUCACGGGUUUUUUCCCCAACGCCAGGGAUCCAAGCCACGUUUCGUUUCCUUGCAUGAGUCCCAAUUUGCUGGUUAGUUUUUGUUUGUUUUUUCCUUAAUUUCAUGAAGUUUACUGAAAGAAACUUUCUGUGUACCUCCGAUUUUCCAAAAAGUGGUUCUUUCAAUGUCUGUUAUAUUUGAUGUCAUGAAUGAAUGCGUGUCAAAGCUUCUAUCUCGCCAUGCCAGGAAGGGUCACGUGCUAAAGGGUAGACUUCCCUGGUAUUUGGGGUGCCCAGCCCAGAAACAUGACAAAGGUCACUUGUUUACUCAGUAGUCUAAUUAGAACACCAACCCUAGUUUCUGUCUGGUAGCCCAUGGCUAGAACAUGUUCAAAAGAAAGUUAUUGAAAUACACUAUUUGGCAUUAGAGAAGAGUCUAAAGUUCUACCUUGUGUCACAGGGUAAAUGUUCUUACAGGGACACAGUUUUUUUUAGGAAAGAUUCAGUGUAGAGGUUUUUGUUUUUGUUUUUGUUUUUUUUAGUCCUACCACUUUAUUGCUACCAACCCAUCUCCCUCCACCCUCGUGCACACAUGCCCAGUCAUGUAACCCCAUGGACUUCAGCCCGCCAGGCUCCUCUGUCCAUGGACUUUUCCAGGCAAGGAUACUGGAGUGGGUUGCCAUUUCCUUCUCCGUAGAGGUUUUAAUCUAUAUACUUUUUAGUCCUAAAUGGUGGAGGCCAGGCCAUUCUAAAUAAGCAAAAGUCAUCAAAGGAUAUCUUUUCUGGUGGAGCCUCCUCAAGUGAUGCUUUCUGUUUGCUCGCAGCCCUUCCUCGUUGAGUAUUCACUCAGUGAAUACUUAUUCAGCACUUACUAUACACUAUAGUGAGUACCGAGGGAAUAGAUGUGAAUGUGAACUAUACUCGGCCUGGGCCAUCACAGAUAUUAUGGCUCAGGGAAACAAAGAACAAUCUCUGGUACUCCCAGAGUACUUUAAUAACAAAUUAUGAUAAAUGCUGCAAACUCAACUUGCAGAUGCUAUGGAGUAGGGAUAACCUGCCCCAGGUGGCAGGAGUGUUGCUCCUACAGGAGCAGUUUGAGUGAAGCCCUGGAGUGUGGCUGAAGCAGAGAGUUAGAGAAGCAGAUUGUCCAGGAGGCAAGAAAGGCCAGUCAUGGUUACUGGCUUGACCAGGAAAGUCAUAUCCCCUGACAAGCCUGACUUUCACCACACCCAGUGGUGUGCUUACUGAUUUGUGAAAGCUGUUUGUUUUUCCAGAAACAUUAUGGACUGAUCGUCAAAAACAGCAAUAUCAAAAAUUGAACCUGUAACCUUGCAAUUAAAUGAAUAAUAUUUCUAAAACAGAGGGGGAUUUUUCUGGCGGUCCAAUGGUUAAGACCUAAAACAAACAAACAAACCAGAAAACCCGAAACCAGAGUAAGAAAUACUCAUCACUUCCUGGUUAUUUUAUAAAUUUACUUUUAUAUGAUUUUGAGGUUGUUUGCAUUUAUAGUAUCUGUAUGGUGGGAAUACGAUAAAAUGAUGUACUGCUUUGUAUCUCUUUCCAGUUUAUUUAGUGACAUUAAGUUAGUAAUUUGAAACUGGCCUAAGUGGGAGUAUUUAUUCCACAGAAUUGGCAAAUGCUACAUAUCAGGCUUUGUUGAUUGUCUAGAUUUUGAAAAGUGAUGGAGAAAAUGUAAAAUAAUGCAGGUUAAGUCUUUAAGUGUCAUGUCUGUAACUGUUAUACUAUAAAUAUCACACACACACACACACAUACACAACAAUGAAGUAUUCCCCCACGAUUUGAAAACUUAUCAGCAAAGAAUCACUCAAGUCAUUGAGGAACCUGUGAAGUUUCAACAUAUCUUCAGUGUUUCAUUUUUAUCUUAAUAAAAAAUAAAUAAAAAUAUCAACCAAUGUUUAUGUUAGAACUACCCUUGUAUUAAUACUUACGAUAUAAUUCCAUUUAUGAAAUCAUGGAUACAAGAGUAGAAUUUACGAUAAAGAAUAUUGUAUAUUUUAUUAUUUGCAGAUUCUGUUACACAUCCUUUAUAUCAGCAAAAUUUAUAAUAAACUUUACGUACACAUUUGAAUGCA
Messenger RNA from Cervus elaphus (red deer), 3890 nucleotides. It is a transcript of the gene TMEM107, whose product is annotated as transmembrane protein 107. The coding region runs from base 145 to 567 and encodes 140 amino acids. Gene Ontology annotation, cellular component: MKS complex. The record is from RefSeq and is a predicted model, not a curated record. Gene Ontology annotation, biological process: protein localization to ciliary transition zone; non-motile cilium assembly. The transcript is spliced from 5 exons. Lineage: Eukaryota; Metazoa; Chordata; Mammalia; Artiodactyla; Cervidae.